This is a messenger RNA of Trichoderma virens Gv29-8, 621 nucleotides long. RefSeq lists its product as uncharacterized. Lineage: Eukaryota; Fungi; Ascomycota; Sordariomycetes; Hypocreales; Hypocreaceae. The transcript is spliced from 2 exons. The record is from RefSeq and is a predicted model, not a curated record. Gene Ontology annotation, cellular component: extracellular region. Bases 1 to 621 code for a protein of 206 amino acids.
AUGAGAUUGGCGUUAUUCUUAUACUCGCUCAUUACCUUCGUCAAGUUUUCCUCCUCCACAGUCAUCGUCACCAUCACCGCCGCUCCAGCCAUCCCAUCCGGCGAACCAUCCUACUCCAACCCUACAUCAUUUACAUCGGCAAUCCUUAAUUCGACCAACACCUACCGCCGCCAAUACAACGCUUCCUCAUUAUACUGGAACACAACCCUGGAGAAAUUCGCCACUGCAUAUCUCCAGUCAGACACAACUUGCCGUUUCGCCCAUUCGGGGGGUCCAUACGGUGAGAAUCUCGCCAUCGGAUACGCGAACGCGACAGCAGCGGUGGAGGCUUGGGGUGACGAGGAAGAAAAAUACAAUUUCAAUGAUCCUGGUUUCACAGAGCAGACGGGGCACUUUUCGCAGCUGGUCUGGAAAGCGACGCGGGGAGUUGGAUGCGGGAGGAAGUUGUGCGGUACGAGAGGUUGGUUUGUGGUGUGUGAAUAUUGGCCAAGAGGGAAUGUAGGGGGACAGUAUGGGGAGGAGGUUAACAAGAGGGUUGAUGGAGGAGGAGGGACGAGAUUGGGCGGGCCUAUUGUUGCCGCUAUUGCAAUAGUGCUGAGGUUACGAAACCGCGAGUCCUGA